AUGGAGCCUUCCGGUGCACAGACUGAUGACCUGACUCCUGACAGGGACAUCAUUACAGAUGUAGAGGUUGAGGCUACCAGACAGUUCAUUGCAUGUUUGGGAGAUUUAUCACUAAUCAGUGAGGAGUUGCUGAUUUGUUACAUCAACGAGUUGGACCAUGUGAAGCUGCACAUGGGCAUCACUGGGGAGUCCGGUUCUGGUAAAUCCUCGUUUGUGAAUGCCCUCCGGGCCUUAGGGGACGACGAAGAGCUGUCUGCUCCAACAGGACCAGUGGAGACCACCAUGGAGCCCACAGCUUACCCCCACCCCAAGUACCCAAACAUCAUCUUGUGGGAUCUGCCAGGCAUUGGAACCCCCCCAUUUAAAGCUGAGGAGUACCUGGAGAAAGUCCAAUUUCACCGUUAUGACUUUUUCAUUCUCAUUUCAUCAGAGCGUUUUAAGAGCAGCUGUGUUCAAUUGUGUGAACAGAUCCAGGAAAUGAAAAAAAGCUCCAAGAUCGAUAACACCAUAAGGGGAGAGAAAAGAGGAACAUUGACCGAGAACAAGUGCUUGAUAAAAUACGAAAGGAAAUGGUGUUCCUAAGGCCUCCAGCAAUGUAACAUAGGAUCCCCUGCAGUCUUCCUAAUAUCCAGCUAUGACCUUGGCCUCUAUGACUUCAGCCUCCUGGAGGAGACUUUGGCAAAAGAUCUGCACAAGCAUAAGUGUCAUGUUCUGCUGCAGUCUCUGCCCAAUGUGAACAUGAAGAUCCACCAUAGAAAGGUGGAGGCUCUUAAGGCCAACAUAUGGCGGAUGGCUCUUUUGUCAGCAGCUAUGGCAACUGUACCCAUCCCAGGCCUUUCAUUUGCUAUAGACCUGGGAAUCCUAGUGACCGAGAUCAAACGGUAUUAUGACACUUUUGGUUUGGAUGACGAGUCCCUGGAGAGCCUCUCCAGUCAGAUGGAGGUGCCGGUGGAGGAGUUUAGGGCUUGUCUCAAGUCUCCUCUGAGUAAGGAGAUCAGUGCUGAGGUGGUGGUGAAGAUGCUGACCACAGUGGCAGGUGCUGGAGAGGCGGUGGUGGAGUUCUGGCUCAGCACUUUACCCAUUCUGGGAUCCCUGGCAGCCGGCUCACUGUCAUUUGUUACCGUCAAAACCAUGCUGGGAAAGUGCCUGCAAGAGCUUGCAGAUGAUGCUCAGCGAAUUCUAGAGAGGGGUCUUCAGUCUAGAGCAUGA
Alosa alosa (allis shad) is the source of this 1209-nucleotide messenger RNA. RefSeq names its product interferon-inducible GTPase 5-like. The record is from RefSeq and is a predicted model, not a curated record. Lineage: Eukaryota; Metazoa; Chordata; Actinopteri; Clupeiformes; Clupeidae. Gene Ontology annotation, molecular function: GTP binding. Gene Ontology annotation, cellular component: membrane. The transcript is spliced from 2 exons.